This is a messenger RNA of Erythranthe guttata (spotted monkey flower), 2007 nucleotides long. Its product is annotated as alkane hydroxylase MAH1. Lineage: Eukaryota; Viridiplantae; Streptophyta; Magnoliopsida; Lamiales; Phrymaceae. Gene Ontology annotation, molecular function: heme binding; oxidoreductase activity, acting on paired donors, with incorporation or reduction of molecular oxygen; iron ion binding. The record is from RefSeq and is a predicted model, not a curated record.
ACCUCACACGUGCGCCCAAAGGUGACAAUGCAAUAAAUUAAAGUAGUUAAAGACUUAAUUUGAAAAUCCUCAAACAACCUAUUUUUUUGACUUUCAGACCAAAAACAAACAAAUCUAUUCAUAAAUCAACCUUAAAUUUUAAGGUGGUAAUUAAUUAAUUAAUGCAAUCUACCAAAAGCAGGUUUCAUAAUCAGGCCUGUUUUUUUUAGCACAUAGGAUUUCAAAAAGCAGUGUUUCGAAAUAUUAUAUAUAACCCGAAAACUUGUUACAAUAUUUGUAGCAUAUAUUUCUUCUAAGAAAAAAUGGGUGAAAUUGUUUAUAUUAAAGAAUUUUUAUUGGCAUUUUUGUUGUUUCUAGGUUUUCGUGCAUGGAGGAAUCGCGGAAGCGGCCUAAUCUGGAACUGGCCUUUGAUCGGAAUGUUGCCGGGACUUCUGCUUAACGUUGGACGAAUCCACGAAAUUUGCACGGAGGUCCUUCGAAAGUCCAGACGCGGGACUUUUCAUUUCCAGGGGCCCUGUUUUGCAAAUAUGGAUAUGUUGUGGACUGUUGAUCCUGAAAACAUCCACUAUAUCAUGACUUCCAACUUUCGGAAUUUCCCGAAGGGACCGGAAUUCCGGGAGAUUUUCGACGUUUUAGGAGACGGGAUUUUCAAUUCGGACGAUGAUUCCUGGAAGGAUCAGAGGAAUGUUUCCAGGGCCCUGAUAACUCACCGGAGUUUCCACCGGUUUCUGGCGGUGAUCAGCCGUGAGAAGGUGGAGAAGGGCCUGAUUCCGGUUCUUGAAAAGGCGGCGUUGGAGAAUCGAGUUCUUGAUUUGCAGGAUUUGUUUCAGAGGUUUACUUUCGAUUCGAUAUGUCAACUCGUCACCGGUUAUAAUCCAGGGUGUUUGUCGCUGGAUUUAGCUGACGAUGUUCCUUUCUCGAAAGCGAUGGAUGAUGUCGAGGAGUCGAUUUUCGUGCGACAUGUUUUGCCUGAAAAGAUAUGGAAGCUACAACGGUGGCUCGGAGUUGGUGGAGAAAGACGAUUGAGCAAAGCUUCGGAAAUCUUGGAUAGUUUUAUAAUUAAAUAUAUAGCCAUGAAAAGAAACGAAAUAUCGAGAAAAAAUGGCGAUUGGAAUAUAGAGAAUGAAAACGGUGAAGAUUUGUUGACUGCGUACAUGAAUCUCGGAGAUCGUGACGAUGACAAGUUCUUGAGGGACACUAUUUUGAAUCUAAUGAUUGCUGGGCGAGACACGACGAGCUCUGCUCUGACGUGGUUCGUGUGGCUCGUCUCUACACAUCCACAAGUCGAAAACAAGAUCCGAGAUGAGAUAAAGACGAUUAUACCCUCGGGCGAAAGGCGAGGUUUUUUCAGCGUGGACGAGACAAAGAAGUUGGUAUACUUGCACGGAGCGCUCUGCGAAGCACUGCGACUGUAUCCACCGGUCCCGUUCCAGCACAAGGAGCCGGUAGAACCGGACACUCUCCCGAGCGGGCAUUUCGUGCACCCGAAGAUGAAAGUGUUGUUCUCGUUGUACGCGAUGGGGAGGAUGGAGUCAAUUUGGGGAAAAGAUUGCUCGGAGUUCAAGCCAGAGAGGUGGAUUUCAGAGGGUGGCCGUUCCGUCAGACACGAGCCCUCGUACAAGUUCUUGGCGUUCAAUGCGGGCCCGAGGACUUGUUUGGGGAAGGAAGUGGCUUUCACUCAAAUGAAAGCAGUGGCCGCCGCCUUAAUCCACAACUAUCGGGUUCGGGUGGUCGACGGCCACCGUGUGGUGCCGAAUUGUUCGAUCAUACUAUAUAUGAGGGAUGGAUUGAAGGUUAGGGUUGCUAGUAGAUGGUCUACUAAUUAAAUGAAAUAUUUGUGUUUGUUUUGCUUGCUUAUCUGCUAUGAUUUCUAGAAUGGUGGAAUUGGAAUAUGAUUUAAUAAAUUUUUAAUUUUUGGAAUAUGAGACAAUAAAUUUGAAAUUUAAUCCCAAAUUAGAAUAUCCUAGUCUAAUUUUAAUUAAAUAAUCCUAGUUUGAACUGCUCACC